This is a messenger RNA of Cuscuta campestris, 566 nucleotides long. The record is from the annotation of a GenBank genome assembly. Lineage: Eukaryota; Viridiplantae; Streptophyta; Magnoliopsida; Solanales; Convolvulaceae.
AUCUUUCACUAGAAUUUCGAAUUAAUUUUCGGUCAUUUUGGCUAAAUUAAAAUUUUAUAUAUUUUAAAAUUUUCAAUUUGACCUCAUUUCUUUUUUUUUUUUCUUCUUCCCAUCCCAAGACAGACUAAGGAAAUGGAGAUCGGCCGGCGAUGAUCAAGACACAAACCAGCAGCGAAGCAUCGUCAACACAGAUCCUAAAUCAAGGGUUAGUGGUUCGUCAAGGGGUAUAAUCUGUGAUCCAUUGAAGCGGAAGAUCUUCUUCGUCAUGGAGUACGUCCGGGGCGGGGAGCUUCUGGGGAGGUUUGCGGCGGAGAGGAGGCUGGAGGAGGAGAGUAUUUCCGGCAGUUCGUCGGCGCCGUGGAGUUCUAUCACAGGUUUCCGAUUUCGGGUUGUCCGUCUUGCCGGAGCAGCAGAGGCACGACGGCCUUUUGCACUCCCUCUGUGGCACUCCGGCUUAUGGGACUGAGAGUGGGUGUCAUGUGCAAAUUACUAUACUUUUUUGGUAAUAUAUAUGACCAUGUUUGGUAAUGUAAGUCCUAUUUUGGGAAUAAAAACAUGGAAGUCCU